This is a messenger RNA of Hemiscyllium ocellatum (epaulette shark), 2175 nucleotides long. Its product is annotated as zinc finger protein 239-like. Gene Ontology annotation, biological process: central nervous system development; regulation of transcription by RNA polymerase II. Bases 305 to 1357 code for a protein of 350 amino acids. Gene Ontology annotation, molecular function: DNA-binding transcription factor activity, RNA polymerase II-specific; RNA polymerase II cis-regulatory region sequence-specific DNA binding. Lineage: Eukaryota; Metazoa; Chordata; Chondrichthyes; Orectolobiformes; Hemiscylliidae. The record is from RefSeq and is a predicted model, not a curated record. The transcript is spliced from 4 exons. Gene Ontology annotation, cellular component: nucleus.
GUCCCGUGAGUGAUGGCAAGAAGAAAAAAUGUCGGUAGAUCCCGUCCACAGGCGGGUGACCAGAACUGGACACUAUACUCCAGAAGAUACCUCACCAACAUCCGUACAACCUCAACAUACUGUCUGAACUCUAACACAAAAGGUCUGAGCAAUCAAAGUGUUUCUUACAGCACUGAGGCUGGAAGCACAGAAGCACCAGUGAUCAGCUGCUUUAUACCAGGGCUAAUGGAAGGAUUAAUUUGGAUCAAACAUCACAUCUGAGUCACUUGAUUAAUUGUAACCUGAAUACCAAGGAACUUCAAACAUGAAAGCAAAAAGCACCAUUCACAGUGGGGAGAAACCAUAUACCUGUGUGUGUGGGCGAGGCUUCAACCGAUCAUCUGGUCUGUCAAGACACAAAUGGAGUCACAGCAAGGAGAAACCCUGGAAAUGUCAGGAUUGUGGAAAGGGAUUCAGAUUCCCAUCUGAGCUGGAAACACAUUAUCGCAGUCACACUGGAGAGAGACCUUUCACUUGCCCUGACUGUGGGAAAGGGUUUACAAAUGCUUCUGACCUGCAUACACACCAACGAGUUCACACUGGGGAGAAGCCAUUCACCUGCUCUCAGUGUGGGAAGGGAUUCACUCAGUCGUCUGGUCUGCAGAUACACCAGCGGGUUCACACUGGGGAGAGGCCAUUCACCUGCUCUGUCUGUGGGAAGAGAUUCACUAAUUCUUCUGACCUGCUGAAACACAAGCUGGUUCACACUGGGGAGAGUCAGGUCACCUGCUCAGAGUGUGGAAAAGGAUUCAGUAAUUCUUCCAGCCUGCGGAUACACCAGCGAGUUCACACUGUGGAGAGACCAUUCACCUGCUCUGAAUGUGGGAAGGGAUUCACUAAUGUUUCCAACCUGCAGAUACACCAGCGAGUUCAUACAAAUGAGAGACCAUUCACCUGCGCUCAGUGUGGGAAGGGAUUUAGAGAUUCCUCCAACCUGAUGUCCCAUCAACGUGUUCACACUGAUGAGAGACCAUUCAGAUGCUCCCUAUGUGACACGAGGUUCAGUCGUUUAUCUGACCUCACUAGACACCAGCGGACUCACACACAGGAGAGACCAUUUACCUGCCCUGAGUGUGGGAAAGGGUUCACACAGUCAUCUGGUCUGCUGAUACACCGGCGAAUUCACACAGCAGAAAGGCCAUUUACCUGCUCUGAGUGUGGGAAGGGAUUCAGUGAUUCAUCGAACCUCCGCACUCAUCAGCGAGUUCACAGUGAUGAGAGACCAUUCAUUUGCUCCCAUUGUGGGUCUCGGUUCAAACGUUUAUUUGAACUCACCAGACACCAGCGGACUCACAUGAGGGAGAAACCAUUCACCUGACCUCAGUGUGGAAAGCAGUUCACUCAGUUAUCCGGCCCACUGAGAAACCAGGGAAUACCUGAGUAAGCAGGUUUUUCUUGCUGAGAGUGUAGAGAGGGUUUACUCAGUUAUCCAGGCUGCUGAAACUGUUGGGAAUUCAGACUAAUCAUCGAUUAUUUAAAUGCCUAAAUUGUGGAAAGUGUUUUAAUCAUUCAGCGGUAUUGAUGUCCUAUCAACUUUUGCACUUGUGCUCUUUCUGUGGGACUAUGGUCACAUAAUCAUCUCAACAUAUUGUACUUCAGUAAAUGCACAUUUAGGAGAGGUCAUUAAACCAAAUAUGUGAGAGAAGGGAUUCAGUCUGUCAUCCAACAUGCUGAACCAUCAGUAAUGAUACUGUUUGGAGUUUGUUGUUAAUCUCAUCCAAGGUGGAGCCCUGUUCACGGUGUCUGCUUGUGUUGAUGAAAAUGAACCUCAGUCCAGUUAUAACUGUUAACCACUGUUAUUAGUCAGCAGAAAGUUGUUCAUAAACAGCACCUGAGUAUUGCUGCAAGCAUGCAUACUUUGCUGAUUUUAUUUUUCUCUUACACACAUUGGGAGAAUUUCUAAGAAUAUAAAUUAAACACAGAACCGAUGUUUACACUGUAUGAGAAGUGAACAUUGAUUGGUGGAGGCAUUGCCAUGAAGAUACACAUUCUAUCCAUGAAGAACAGAAUUAAUGAUAUAUAUGUGGGCACAAAUUCAGGUUACCAGUUUAGGGUUAGUGCUAAUGUUUUAAUAUAUCGAUACAGGAUGCCUGAACCACACUAAAGUAUUUUCCCGUUUAUGUUCUAUUUCAUUUC